Coffea eugenioides is the source of this 1190-nucleotide messenger RNA. RefSeq names its product bidirectional sugar transporter SWEET14-like. The coding region runs from base 61 to 864 and encodes 267 amino acids. Gene Ontology annotation, cellular component: membrane. The transcript is spliced from 6 exons. Gene Ontology annotation, biological process: carbohydrate transport. Gene Ontology annotation, molecular function: sugar transmembrane transporter activity. The record is from RefSeq and is a predicted model, not a curated record. NCBI's taxonomy places the organism in Eukaryota, Viridiplantae, Streptophyta, Magnoliopsida, Gentianales, Rubiaceae.
UCCUUCCUCUCUUCACCUCCACGCGCAGGUGCCGGCCCCUGCAACUGUCACUGGCCAAGAAUGGCUACCUUCUCUACUUCUCAGCUGGCUGCUGCCUUCGGCAUUCUUGGCAACGUAGUGUCGUUCUUGGUCUACUUGGCACCGUUGCCUACGUUUUACAGGAUUUAUAAGAAGAAAUCAACUCAAGGAUUCCAGGCGGUACCCUACUCGGUAGCACUGUUCAGCGCGAUGCUGUAUCUAUACUACGCUUAUCUCAAAAAGAAUGAGAUCAUUCUGGUGACCAUUAACGGUGGUGGCUGCGCCAUAGAGACCAUCUACCUCGUACUCUUCAUGAUAUAUGCAACCAAAGAUGCCAAGAUGCGCACCGCGAAGCUGCUGGUGAUAUUCAACGUAGGGGCUUAUGCUUUAAUCGUGGCUUCCACGUUCCUUCUCUCCCAAGGCCAUCGCCGAGUUGCGCUUGUGGGAUGGAUCUGCUCCGUCUUCUCAGUCUGCGUUUUUGCUGCUCCUCUUAGCAUCAUGAUGAAAGUUAUAAGAACGAGGAGCGUCGAAUUCAUGCCCUUUUCCUUGUCUUUCUUCCUCACGCUCUGCGCUGUGAUGUGGUUCUUCUACGGCUUUCUGAUCAAGGAUUAUUACAUCGCUGCUCCCAACAUCUUAGGCUUUGCAUUUGGAACCGCGCAAAUGGUAUUGUAUGCAAUAUACCGAGAGAGGGACAACGGCUUGGUUCUUCCGGAAGCUUAUGUGAAGGAAAUAGCGGUGACAGUCAUGGAAGUUGGAGCAGUACUGGAGACGCCACCCGCGGAUUACGACACUGCUUGUGCAAAACCCGUCAUUGAUCAUCCAUCUACAGAUCAAGCCAUCGCGUAAAACUACACCUUCAGCGAUACCUGAGUUUCAAGACAAAUCAAGUGAUGCUCGGAGCGUGCUCUCUUUCUCUCCAUUUUUCUUUUUCAGUACGAAGGAGUAAAUGAAUGAUUAACUAAUUAGUAAAAGAAACCACACACUCAUGCAUAGAAGAAGAAGAUCGAUGAUGAUGAUGAUGAUGAUCAAUCAUGAGGGCCUAGCAGUUUGGAGAAAGGCGUCCAAAGCUCUAACCGGCUACGUGCAUCGGGGACGGGCGUUCUUCUGUCAAUUAGCAUAUUACUAUUCCAGGAUGGAUCCAACUUCUCUAACUAUGGACUUCCAGUCCUGUA